UCCAUGGGACUGCCCUUGAAGACAGCUUGGAAACUUAACUUUGUCCAUAAUGCAGCUGCCAUAUUGCUGGGUGGGAUUCAGUUUAGAUUUCAUAUAACCCCUGUUUUUAAAAAGCUGCCCUGGCAGCCAGUUUGUUUCUGGGCCCAAUCAAAGGUGUUUACUUAGUGUUUAAAAUCCUAAAUGACUUGGGCCCAAAUAUCUGAAAGGCCACCUCCUUCCCUACAGAACCCUUUGGAUGCUAAGAUGGCUAGUUCUUCUGCCCUCAGAGAUUCAGAGCGUCAGUGACCCAGGAGAAGACCUUCUCUGUGGUGGCCCCAGUUGUGGAACUCCCUCCCCACAAACACACGCUCGGCACCUUCAUUACAUAGCUUUUGGCAAAUGUUGAAGAUGUGCCUCUGUACCCUGGCCGUUGAUGCUUGAGGUGCAUAUUUUUAAAACUUACGACUUGCAGUUAUAAGCUGCUUAAAUCUGUUUCUAAUACUGAUCAGUAAUGGUGGAAGAGGGUGCCUCAUCAGAGCUCCAGGGAAGAAUGGUGCUGGCCGUGGCCCUGGGCACCCAGUAGGCCCCACAAGAAUGCUCCAGAAAGUUCUAGAACCAUCUUGAACAUUCUGGAACAGUCUUGCAGCCUGCAGGGCUCUCCUGGUAGAUGUGCACCACUUUCUGGGGUAGAUGAACCAAGGGAUAAGUAGUUACAGGUAGGUAGCCGUGUUAGUCUGACAUAGUCGAAAGGAAAAAAAAUUCCUUCCAGUAGCACCCUAGAGGCCAACUAAGUUUGUUAUUGGUAUGAGCUUUCGUGUGCAUGCAAGGGAGAGGUAGUUUUCCUGAAGUUUGAAAGCCCUUGGGCAUGGGUGGGGAGGUCUCAGUGGCAGAAUCUGGCCAUUCAGAAGCCCUGGUCUUUGUUCUCUCCUCCAGUGCUUAAGCCUGGCUGGGAUGCACCCUUGCACUCUGGCAAUGCUUCUUUCUUUCCUGGAUGGUGAAAGGAGACAUUUCCUGUUUAGGGUGAAGUAUGCUUGAAGCUUGUGCAGAAGCUCCUGACUUUUGCUGGAAUGUAGCAUGUUGUAGAAAGGUGAAAGGCACACAUGCAUUGCUCCACCUGCUUUUGGUUCUGACCCAGCCUGUCAAUGGCAUAUGGUCCCUCAGAAGCUUGUCCAUAGGGGAAUGUGGCCCUUGGGCAGCAUAAUUCUUCACCUUGGGACAUAGGAAGCUGUCAGUCAGCUGGUGAGGAUGGCUGAAAGCUCUGUCCCCUGGAAGGGACCUCCUGUUUGCAAAGCAACCACGACAACAGCCAGCCUUGCAGGGCUUCUUCACCCAUUUGGCAGAGCCGACAAUCAAACCUGUUCUUCCUUCUGCCUCCUCUUUGCAGCACCUGUCUCUGAGAUGUGUGAAAUGGGGCUGGUCUCUGCUGAGCCAUCCAGCCUGACGCCAUACUAUGGGGAGAUGCCGGACGCUUAUUGCCAGGAUGACCGCUGGCAGAGGUUGCGCACGGCUGUCAGGAAGCUGGAAUUCUGGGAAAACUUUGAGAUGGAAUUGAUUGGCAGCGGCUUCUUCUCCAAAGUGUUCAAGGUUGCCCAAAGCCCUGGAGGCAAAGCAAUGGUGGUGAAGAUCUACAAGAACGACGCAGACCAGGAGGGGAUCGUACGCGAGAUCAGCUUGCUGCAGAAGCUCUCCCAUCCCAACAUUGUCAGGUAUCUUGGGAUCUGUGUGAAGGGCAAGAAGCUGUAUCCCAUCCUGGAGUAUGUGAAUGGUGGGUGCCUGGAAGAGCUGUUGGCCUGCAAAGACAUCUCUCUCAGCUGGAAGGAGAAAGUGGACCUGGCUUCAGACAUCACCCGGGGGAUGGUCUAUUUGCACUCCAAGAACAUCUACCACCGGGAUCUCAACUCCAGGAACUGCCUCAUUCGGGUGACCCAACGGGGGCGUGAGGCCCUGGUGACGGAUUUCGGCCUAGCCAAGGAAGUGGCGGAGCUUUCUGCGAAGGACCCUGAGAGGAAGCUUUCCUUGGUGGGCUCGGCUUUCUGGAUGGCCCCUGAGAUGUUACGAGGGGAACCUUAUGACCGGAAGGUGGACGUCUUCUCUUUCGGCAUUGUCCUGUGCGAAAUACUAGGGAGAAUCCCAGCUGACCCUGAGGUGCUGCCCCGGACCCAGGAUUACGGCCUGGAUGUGGCGUCCUUCUAUGGCAUGAUCAGCGAAUGUCCCAAGCAGGUCUUGGAUCUGGCUGCCAGCUGCUGCAGGGUGGAAGCAUUCAAGCGCCCGUCGUUCUCAGAGAUCUUGGAAGAGCUGGAAGACACUGCAGAGAGGCUGGAGUCUACAGUGGGCAAGCAGACCCCUGGGUGACACACCUGGGACCUGAGCUGCGGAUGUACUUGUAUAUCUUGAAACGAAAAGGGACAGAUCUGCGACUUGUCUAGAGGAAGAGGAGGUUCUGUUUGUGCCUGCCCAGCCCCUGGAUCUGUCCACUGCAGAGCCUCUCUUACAGAACAGCUUUUAAGAAAAGAUGGUCCUGCCAAGGUCCUGUUGCUUGCAGAGCAAGCAAGGUGUGGCACACAAGCAGGGGGGAAGGGCCACCCACCUUUCCAGACCAGUGCCUGCUGAAGAAAUGGGCUUUAGGUAGCUCUAGCCUGUGAGCCCAAGGUGCAUGGAAAAGGCAGCAAAUGCACUGCAGUUUCCAGCCCCAAAACCUGUUCUGGCCUGUUCUGCCCUCCCCCCCACAACAUUUUAUUGAAUUUUUAUUCGUAUACAAAAACUGUAGGCACCAAAAAAAGAAAAAUCUGUUCUUUGGCCUGCUGUUAUUCCUCAAGCCUCCCCCACCCCCAUUCUCUGGCCGUCUUGCUGUCGCUUCUUGGCUGUAUCUGCUUCUUAACUGGUGCCAGGGUGAGGCCAAAUGAGAGACAACUAUGCACACACAGUGAGCAUCCCCGUGUUCUUUUGCAAAGGGAGCAGCCAGUAAGUGCACCCUAUUUGCGCACAUGCCUGCACAAUUGUGCUAUGAAGCAGAGCAGAGGCAGCAGAACAAGCAAACCGUAUGCCAAACAAGUUCUCCUUCUUUGUCCCAUUGGCCUUGGAGUGUGUGUGUGUGUGUGAGAGAGAGAGAGGGGGGGGGCCUAUGCCCUGCCCAUGGGAGCACCUGCCUUGCCAUAUUUCUGUUCAGUGGCUAAGCUGCAUUCAGGCAGCUCCCUCUUGUGGGCAUUUGUAGCAACAAUGUGCUCCGCGCACACAUUAAAUUACCAGCCCCCUGUCUUCAGCCAGGGGCAGGGUGGAGUGGGAACAGAUCCAAAUACUGUACAGUUCCACCUAAACAUUAGGAAGAACUUCUUGACAGUAAGAGCUGUUCGGCAGUGGAAUUUGCUGCCAAGGAGUGUGGUGGAGUCUCCUUCUUUGGAGGUCUUUAAGCAGAGGCUUGACAGCCAUCUGUCAGGAAUGCUUUGAUGGUGUUUCCUGCUUGGCAGGGGGUUGGACUGGCUGGCCCUGGUGGUCUCUUCCAACUCUACGAUUCUAUGAUUCAUCUUGCCUCAAAACGGAUAUUGUAAAGUUGGGAAAGAUUCAGAAAAGGGCAAUCAAAAUGGUCAAGGGGAUGUAGCGACUCCCUAAGAGAUAUGGUUGCAGAAUUUGAGACUUUUUAGUUUAGAAAAAAAGGCGAGUAAGAAGAGACAUGAUAGCAGUUUAUAAAAUAUGCAUAGCAUGGAGAAAGUGUGCAGAGAAAAGCUCCCCUCCCCUCAUAAUCCUAGAAAUUUUGAGUUAUCCAAUGGAGUGGAAUAUUGGAAGAUUCAGGGCAGAUAUGAGAAAGUCCUUCACAGCUCAUGGUUAAACUAUGGAACUCCCUCCCACAGGAGGUAGUGAUGACUGCCACCUUACAUGGCUUUAAAAGAGGGCUGGGCAAAUUCAUGGAAAAUAAGAAAAGAAAAAGAAAGCAAGGUUAUCAAUAGCUACCGUAUUUUUUGCUCCAUAAGACGUACUUUCUCUCUCCUAAAAACGAAGGGACAAUAUCUGUGCGUCUUAUGGAGUGAAUGUGUGGUCCCUGGAGCCAAAUUGCCCAGGGGCAAAAAGCAAAUCCUGGUUUUUUUUAAAAAAAUGAAGGGGAUGUAGAAAGGAAGCCGCCAAGCAGCUGAUCAGCAAGCGAUCAGGAGGGAGAUAAGGCUGGGGGGGGGAGGUAAAGACAGCGGACUUGCAAAGAGUUAUCCUGGUAGAGGAGCGCCGCCUUCUCUUGCCGGCACAAGCCCCUCUGCCCCCACCUCGGCCUGCCUGCCUGCCUCCCUCCUCACUCGCUCGCUCGCUCUAGCUGGAGCUGAGCGUGGAGGAGUUUGCGCCGCCACUCACAGGCUGCACUUCCAGUCAGCCAGCGUGAGAGGGGUAAAUGUGCGCACUCCGCUUCCUUGACAGCAAGCCGGGAAGGAGGGGCUCGCUGUAACACAAGCAGGGGGAGAGCCGCAAGUGGAGGGAGAGCCAGUUUGGUGCUGUGUCAAAGUGGCUCUCCUCCUGCUUCCAUUACAGCGAGCGCGGAAGGAGGGGCAGACAGGAGCCAGCUCCCGACCACCCCUCCUUCCCUGCUCGCUGUAAAUGAGGAGAGAGCCAGUAUGAUGCCAGUUUGACGCUUUCCCUCCGCCUGCCCCACAGCAAGUGGGCAGCAUCAGCAGUGGAGGGAUGAGCGGCGAGAAAGGGCUCCCUCCACUGCCACUUGCAAGAGCUUCCUCCGUUGCCACUCGCGAGAGCAGGCAUAGGAGACUGUGCCUGCCCUUGUGAGAGGCGGGCAGCGGCGGCGGCGAUGAGUGGGAGAGGCGGCUGCUGCAGCAGCAGCAGCACUGCUACCAGCCUGGCCUCGGCCCCUCCACGCCCUCCUUGGCUCGCCUUCACCACCCGCCAUCUUGCCGCCCUGCGGGGCCCUCAUGAAGCCCUCGCCCUCCUCCUGGCCACUGCUGCCGCUGCCUCGCUGCUCCCCACAGGUUAGGCAUGCAGGAGGGCGAGCUGGCAGACGGACGGCACCUCCUUGCUCCCGCACACGUUCACCUCAGGCCGCUUCCCACCCUCACAGGAAGAGGGGCACCCCCUCCCUCCUGUCUGUGUAAGGGGUGGGGGCUCGUCUCCCUCCCCCCUAGGAAGGUGGGGUAGUGUGUGCACACUGUCUCUGCAGUGACUCCUGUGUGUUGUGCUUUGGGCUUCAUGGGCAGCUGCUUGCUUCCACCAGUUUCCUCACAGCGUCACCCACAGGCACCCACAAAGUAUUCCCCCCCCCCUGUUUUCCUCCUCCAAAAACCAGGUGCGCCUUAUGGAGCGAAAAAUACGGUUCUAGCUUUAAUGGCUAUUGACAUGUUUUUUAUUUCCUUUCAGUGCUAGACCUGAAGGGAGCUUUAUCAGGCCUUUCACAUGCAAGUCCACACCUCCAGGUUUAGGCAGGGAAAGCUAUUCCGUUUUACUGCUGCUGUUAAGCAAUUGAGACUCAGAAACUCUUGCCAUUAUCUACCCAGAGUAAAUCCCGCAGAUCAUUCAGUAGAGGCGGAUCUUUGUUCCAGCCAGGAGCUGCCUAAUGUCCUUAGUGUGUACGGUGCUUUACAGAGCCUAAGAGGAAAGAUCUCUGCCUGAAAGAGCUUACAGUCUAAAAUUAGACACUGGAAACAACUGGAAAAGGAGAGAGCAAGGGGCGGGUGGGGUGAAUAAGAAAGUCACAUGCAGCUGUUUCAGUUGCACGACUUUCAUUCAGAUCAGAUCAAACCUUUAUUGUUAUACAAUUAUCAGAAUUAAGGAAACAAAACGAGAGGGACAUGAAACACACUAUGCUGGUAUGUUUAGCAGGGCAAAGAAAGAAAAUGAAGCAAAUAGAAGUAACGCAGAGCGAGGUAAAAUGGGCACCGAUAUUUUAAAAGUUAUAGUCAUGUCACAAACCUAAAGAGGAAAAAUCACAAAAUGUCACAGGGGUCUGUUUACUGCAGGUUUUGCUUGCUGGAGGGCAGGACUUGGCCACACUGAAAACAAUAGAUGCCUUUCAAUCUGAAAGGAAUAAAAUGAUGUAACAUGCACCUGUUCCUCUGUCAGGUGCUGGCUGGAUGACAAAGAGUGGGGGGAAAACCCAGCCCAAGAACUCGGGAUAACACAGAGGAAGAUGAUUUAGACCCAGCACAAUGCCAGUGGGACAGUCUGCAGAAGUGGCAAACUGGAAAGCCAUACCAGGGCAGGGCAGGGUACCAAGGGCCUCAGUGUGAGUGCAGACACUGACCGAAGGAGAAAAUACCACAUUUUUCGCUCCAUAAGACGCAACUGACCAUAAGACGCGCUUAGUUUUUAGAGGAGGAAAACAAGAAAAAAUUCUGAAUCAAAUGUACUGAAUGUUGUAAUGAUGAAGUGGGACAAUGCCAUUAUCACACGGGACAAUGCCGUUAUCCAAGAGGAAGGGAUCUAUAGCCUCUCUGUGUAAAUUCUGAAAUAAAAAAAUUACUGUAAUUAACUUGUCCUUGUCUUUAUCAUUUCAUGGGCAACCAGCUGGG
Messenger RNA from Zootoca vivipara (common lizard), 6470 nucleotides. The record is from RefSeq and is a predicted model, not a curated record. NCBI's taxonomy places the organism in Eukaryota, Metazoa, Chordata, Lepidosauria, Squamata, Lacertidae.